This is a messenger RNA of Achroia grisella, 1038 nucleotides long. It is a transcript of the gene ND-19, whose product is annotated as NADH dehydrogenase [ubiquinone] 1 alpha subcomplex subunit 8. The record is from RefSeq and is a predicted model, not a curated record. Bases 133 to 663 code for a protein of 176 amino acids. Lineage: Eukaryota; Metazoa; Arthropoda; Insecta; Lepidoptera; Pyralidae. Gene Ontology annotation, biological process: mitochondrial electron transport, NADH to ubiquinone. The transcript is spliced from 4 exons.
UAUAUUAUGAUACCAAUCUUCUUAAAUGCGUUGUAUUAUUAUACUACACCACUUUGUAUACAUCCAAAAUUUUAAAUUAUUGAAAUAGUUAUUUAUUAAACAAAAUUCAUUGUAAAAUUUAAUUUAAUUAAAAUGGUCGUAACUGCGGACGUACAUUUGCCGGAAGAUUCUGAAUUGACCGUCCCUGAGGUCAGUUUAUCGGGACCAACUUUGAUCGCUGGGUCGUUCCAUUUAGGAAAAUAUUGUGAACAAGCCAAUAAUGAGUUUAUGUUAUGUAGAUUUGAGGAGAAGGAUCCUCGGAAAUGUAUUAACGAGGGCAAAGUGGUCACAGCAUGUACCAUGGAGUUCUUUAGGAAAGUGAAAAAGGCAUGUUUGAGUGAAUUCAAUCAAUAUGCCAACUGUAUUGACAAGAGCUCCGGUGACUUUGGGCUGUCCCACUGCCGCAAGACUCAAGGUGUGUUUGACAAAUGCAUGCUAGAAAAUUUGAACCUGGAACGCCCUGGAUUCGGCUACUUCUGUGAAGCUCGUGUCCAUGAUACAAAGAGACCGAAACCUCUGCCAGAGCCCAAGAUCCAUUAUCCGGACGCGACCCCAGCCUUACCCGAGGACGCAGAGAAGAAACCCGCGCGUUAUGGCUCUCGAUUCUACUGGAUGACAGAGUAAACAACAUUCACCACAGCCAAUAGGGAUGACGUCGCAAUGUUAAACGAUUACUAGUAAUAUAUAUAUACAUAUAUACUACUAGUAGAUACUAUGGUAGUAGUAGUAAUCAAAUUAAACUUAAAAGCAUUUGUUCAUAUACGACAUUUAGCCACUUAUUCAAGUGAUUUUGUUACAUUAUUUUUUAAAUCUACAGUACACUGUAAUUAAAUUUGUUAUACUUGGCGCAUAUAUAAAAAUAAUGUUGUACUGUUCUAUCAAAACAUCAACAAGACAUACAAUAUAUAAUAAAUUGAAUUACACUAAAGACUUUUUUCAUUAGUUAUUUCAGAAUUUUUUAAACUUAUGUUUUAAUAAAAUACUCCUACAUUGUUUACU